AUGGUAACCAAGAAACGAUGUUACACAGUGAUAAUUUUGGUGUGGUUAUUGUCAUUAUGUCUUCCUUUCUCGAAGUUGUCGGUGACAAACGCGGGAGACAUUAAAUAGAGCAAUAUUUUGGUUUUCUUUAACAUUUAUAACAUUUGUUUUUCCGUUAGUGAUAGUUUCAUUAUCAUACAUCUGUAUUUUAAAAGCAGCAAAAGAACAAUUUAAAAGAAUAUGUGGAGAUGAAAGUUCUCGAAAUUACAACGAAAAUAUCAAAGUUCGUACUUUACAAAAUUUCAAAGCUAUCAAAACAGUCGGUUUUGUUUUGGGUGCUUGCAUCAUCACAUGGAUGCCAAGUUUAGUUCUCAUGGUAUUUGAUAUUUAUUAUGUCAUAGAAAAUAGCAGGGAGAAAAUGCGUUCAUUGUUGUUGGUUGUAUGGCCUUGGGUUGAUGCAGUUGCAUUUGCUUCAUCAGCAAUUAAUCCAUUAAUUUAUUACUUUCGAAAUCAAGACUUUCGCCAAGCCUUUCGCCGUACCUUUCGUUGGUUGCCCUGUGGAUUCACGGAGUAA
Pocillopora meandrina is the source of this 553-nucleotide messenger RNA. NCBI's taxonomy places the organism in Eukaryota, Metazoa, Cnidaria, Anthozoa, Scleractinia, Pocilloporidae. The record is from the annotation of a GenBank genome assembly.